This is a messenger RNA of Aspergillus ochraceoroseus IBT 24754, 763 nucleotides long. RefSeq names its product Eukaryotic translation initiation factor eIF-5A. Gene Ontology annotation, molecular function: ribosome binding; RNA binding; translation elongation factor activity. Lineage: Eukaryota; Fungi; Ascomycota; Eurotiomycetes; Eurotiales; Aspergillaceae. Bases 30 to 506 code for a protein of 158 amino acids. The record is from RefSeq and is a predicted model, not a curated record. Gene Ontology annotation, biological process: positive regulation of translational elongation; positive regulation of translational termination. The transcript is spliced from 4 exons.
CUUGAGUUUUCCUUUAGCACUCUAUCACGAUGGCUGACGAGCACCAUGAGACCUUCGAGUCCGCCGACGCUGGCGCCUCCGCCACCUUCCCCAUGCAGUGUUCCGCUCUGAGGAAGAACGGUCACGUCGUCAUCAAGGGCCGCCCUUGCAAGAUUGUCGACAUGUCCACCUCCAAGACCGGAAAGCACGGUCACGCCAAGGUCCACAUCGUCGCUCUCGACAUCUUCACUGGCAAGAAGCUUGAGGAUCUGUCUCCUUCCACCCACAACAUGGACGUCCCCAACGUCGCCCGCAAGGAAUACCAGCUCCUCGAUGUCACUGACGAUGGCUUCCUUUCCCUGAUGGAUGACAACGGUGGCACCAAGGACGAUGUUAAGGUCCCUGAUGGUGAGGUUGGUGAUAGAAUUAUCAAGAUGUUCCGUGAGGAGGAGAAGGACUGCAAUGUCGUUAUCUUGACCGCCAUGGGUGAGCAGUGCUGCAUGGAAGUCAAGGAGGCUCCCAAAUAAGUAAUCACGGUGUCUAUGUACCGCCGCGUCAGCCUUGCGUGCGUUAACGGCGUGGCUCUUGUUUCCCCUUAUAACUAGAGGAUGAUGCUACGUUUUGGGCGGAGUAUGGCAUGACUGUUACUUCUUUAAUCAGUGUAGCCUUGGGUGUGCUUUGUGCGAGCAGACUUAGUUGCGUUUAAUUGGCAGGUUCAAGCAUGCCUGGUCAUCGGGACAGUCCUUGAGUCCCGCACUCUCACGAUAGUUUGACGAACAAAAAA